Molecule: messenger RNA, 2025 nt
Organism: Lathyrus sativus (Indian pea)
Lineage: Eukaryota; Viridiplantae; Streptophyta; Magnoliopsida; Fabales; Fabaceae
Source: the annotation of a GenBank genome assembly
AUGAACUUCAUGUCUUUGCUACUCAAAUAUCAGUUAUUCACAUUCAUUUUCACUAUCAUAUUCAUACCCUUAACCAAAGUUAGUUGCUUAUAUUUCAAUUUCCCAACUUUCCAACCAAGUGAUGAAUCCAAAUUGAUACUAAGCAAAAACUCAAAAAUAUACUUAGAUGCCAUCCAAAUAACCCCAGAUAUCCGUGGUGAAAUAAAGAAUUAUUCUGGACGUGCUUUUUACAAUAAGCCGUACACACUUUGGAAUAAGAAAAACAACAAAAUAGCUUCUUUCAACACCACUUUUGUUCUCAACAUAAGUCCUCAAACUUCCCCCGGCGGAGAAGGUAUAGCCUUUAUCUUAACAGCAGAUACAGCUCUCCCUGAAAACAGUCAAGGAGAAUGGUUUGGUAUUGUAAAUGCUUCUACAAACGGAACUUCUCGACCCGGAAUUCUCGCAGUAGUGUUCGAUACACGACAAAGUUCAACACAAGACAGUCCUCACAACCAUGUUGGAAUCAACAUAAAUAGCAUCUCGUCGUUGAAAGAAGCAUCGCUAUCGAACACUAAGGUCAAUCUUUCAUCUGGUAUAAAUGUAACACUGAGAAUUCAAUAUUCAAAUGAUAUAAUAUCUGUUUUUGGUUCUAUGAGUGAAAAUUCAUUAGAUUCUAUGGAGACACUUUUGGUUUCUCCGCCUCUUAAUCUAUCUUCCUAUCUUAAUCAAGAGGUUUACGUCGGUUUUUCUGCUUCAACGAGCAAUUACACGCAGCUAAAUUGUGUGAAAGCGUGGGAAUUCAAUGGUUUAGAUAUUGGUGAUGAUAAAAAAUUUCUCGUGUUGAUUUGUAUCGUAGUUCCGGUUGUGAUAAUCGUCUGCGGUUUAGUCUUUUUCCUUGUUUAUUUCCGAAGAAAUAAAAACACGGAGAUUUCAGAAGAUGCAUAUCCAAGAAUAGAGGAUCAAAUUCAACACUCAUCUAUGGCUCCAAAGAAAUAUGAAUUAAAGGAACUAAUAAAAGCAACAGGUGCAUUCAGCCAUCAGAACAAGCUUGGCCAAGGUGGAUUUGGAACUGUAUAUAAGGGCGUCCUUGGAAACAACAAAGAGAUAGCAGUGAAGAGAGUCUCGAAGAAUUCGCGUCAAGGAAAGCAAGAAUUUAUAGCAGAAGUAACAACAAUUGGAAGCCUUCACCACAAAAACUUAGUGAAACUCAUUGGUUGGUGCUAUGAGAAAAAAGAGCUUCUUAUUGUUUAUGAGUUCAUGCCAAAUGGAAGCUUAGACAAAUACCUAUUCAACCAAUCCAAUGAUGAAUUUGAAUCGCGUUAUUCAAAAUUACUUGAUUGGAAUACAAGAAAUAGUGUGAUCCGCGGUGUGGCGCAAGCAUUGGAUUAUCUUCAUAAUAAUUGUGAGAAAAGAGUACUUCAUAGAGACAUUAAAGCAAGCAACAUUAUGUUGGACUUAGAUUAUAAUGCGAAAUUGGGUGACUUUGGAUUGGCACGGACAAUACAAAAGAGAAAUGAAACUCAUCAUUCAACAAAGGAAAUUGCAGGAACCCCGGGAUAUAUGGCACCGGAGACUUUUUUAACGGGUAGAGCGACAGUGGAAACGGAUGUGUAUGCAUUUGGUGUUCUUGUUUUGGAAGUUGUGUGUGGAAAAAGACCAGGAAAUAUGUAUGCAGAAGAUGAUUAUAAAAAUAGUAUUGUGUAUUGGGUUUGGGAGCAAUAUGGAAAGGGUAGAAUUGUUAGUGUUGUUGAUAAAAGGAUAAGUGGUUGUGAAAAGGACGAGAUUGAGAUGGUGAAAUUGGAGGAAGAAGUUGAAAUUGUGCUUAUCCUUGGGUUGGCUUGUUGUCAUCCAAACCCAAAUGAAAGGCCAUCAAUACAAGCUGUUUUGAUGGUUCUAAAUGGAGAAGCUUCUCCUCCAAUUGUUCCAAUGGAAAGACCUUCUUUUGUUUGGCCCGCUAUGCCGCCUUCAUCGUUCAAAGAAGGUGAAGAUAGUUCUUUUAUCAGUGGAACUCUCAAUCCAUUCACUCAAUUAAGUGGCAGAUAA